CUACCGGUCACGGUUGGAAGGAAGUUAGUUCUGGUGUAAUGUACUGGCACUUUUGAGAGGUUUUCUUCAAUACGUAACUUGUACUUGAGAAAUCGAAGCUUGCGUUGUCGAACAUGGUGAACAAUGGGUGACAACGGGACAUGAGGCAGGAAAAACUUCACCUCUUGCACAAAGAUGUUGCGCCAUUUGGACGAAGCACCAUUCUACACGGCGGUAAUCGCAGUCGCUCUGUCUCUGGGAUACAUAGCUGGCUCGAAGUCCAAACCGCUCAACCAGACAAGACCUGAGCAAGAAAUCAAGGGAAAUGACACACAAACACACGGCAGGGAUUCUGACAGCGAGACAUCUAGCUUGGAUGGAGACCAAAACCUCUCUACAGUAGAACUCUUACCAGAGGACGAGUACAAACUAGUGUUAGUGGUUAGAACUGACUUGGGGAUGUCUACCGGGAAAAUGGCUGCCCAAUGCUCGCAUGCAACGCUCGCAUGCUACAAGACUUUGCUCUCUUCAAAUACCACAGUUCUGAGGCGUUGGGAAAGCAGCGGACAGCUCAAGAUCGCGCUGCGUUGUUCAAACGAGGAAGAACUGCUAACACUGCAAGCUCAAGCUCAAAGUUUGAACCUCUGUGCCCGGUCGAUCCAGGAUGCCGGGAGGACUCAAAUUGCCGCGGGUUCUCGAACGGUGCUGGGAAUAUUAGGACCGGUUCGCUUGGUGAACAGGAUUACAGGGACAUUGCGACUUCUAUGAAGAGAACUUGUUGACGCUCGGUAGUAAAUACUCAUGAUGAUUACAAUUCCCUUGAACGCGAGUGCAAAAAGAUCUAGAACUUCGACACCUUGUUAUUCCACCUGUUUUCAAACCUCGGAAAUCAAC
Marasmius oreades (fairy-ring Marasmius) is the source of this 873-nucleotide messenger RNA. RefSeq lists its product as uncharacterized. The record is from RefSeq and is a predicted model, not a curated record. Gene Ontology annotation, molecular function: peptidyl-tRNA hydrolase activity. The transcript is spliced from 9 exons. NCBI's taxonomy places the organism in Eukaryota, Fungi, Basidiomycota, Agaricomycetes, Agaricales, Marasmiaceae. Gene Ontology annotation, cellular component: mitochondrion; cytosol. The coding region runs from base 175 to 747 and encodes 190 amino acids.